Molecule: messenger RNA, 1945 nt
Organism: Lucilia cuprina (Australian sheep blowfly)
Lineage: Eukaryota; Metazoa; Arthropoda; Insecta; Diptera; Calliphoridae
Gene: Stip1
Product: stress-induced-phosphoprotein 1
Exons: 4
Coding region: 151-1629 (492 amino acids)
Molecular function (GO): Hsp90 protein binding
Source: RefSeq, a predicted model, not a curated record
UUUUCCUUUUACUUCUAGAAAAGUCCGUGCAAAUUUUAGAAUUAAAAAGAAGAAUCAUCAGCUUAAAUAAGCCUGUGUAAAAUCUUUGAUUUUUACCAUAUAAAAGUGAAAUUAAUUAAAUUAAUUUAAUUGAACUAAUAAUUAAGUAUUAUGGAUAAGGUAAAUGAACUUAAGGAGAAGGGCAAUAAAGCUUUAAAUGCAGAAAAUUUCGAUGAGGCUAUUGCCGCUUAUACAGAAGCUAUUGGCCUAGAUGGCUCAAAUCAUGUUCUAUAUAGCAAUCGUUCAGCUGCCUUUGCAAAAGCCGGAAAAUUUGCCGAAGCUUUAAACGAUGCCGAAAAGACCAUAUCGCUGAAUCCCUCUUGGCCCAAGGGUUAUUCACGCAAAGGUGCAGCUGCCGCCGGUUUGGGUGAUUUCAUGAAAGCAUUUGAGGCCUAUAAUGAAGGUCUUAAAUACGAUCCAACAAAUGCUAUACUAUUGCAAGGUCGUCAAGAAGUCACUGCUGCCGUAUUGCAGCAUAUGCAACAACAAGGCAUGGGUACACCCAUGGAUGUAGAUCCACCAACAACCAAAUCAACUAGCUCAAAAUCAUCAGCAGAAAGUGAGAAAAAACCAGAGCCACCCAAGCCAGCUGAACCAAAUCUCGAUGAAAUGUCAGAAGAAGAACGUAAAAAAUAUCUAGCUAAAAAAGAAAAAGAAGCCGGUAAUGUGGCCUAUAAGAAGAAGGAUUUCGAGGUAGCUCUUAAACACUAUAACGCUGCAUUAGAAUUAGAUCCUACAGAUAUUACCUACUACAAUAAUAUUGCCGCGGUAUAUUUCGAACGUAAAGAAUUCGAAGAAUGUAUUAAGACUUGUGAGAAAGGUAUUGAAAUUGGACGUGAAAAUCGUGCUGAUUUCAAAUUGAUUGGUAAGGCCUUUGCACGUAUUGGUAAUUCGUAUAGGAAAAUGGAAGAUUAUCACAAAGCCAAGACUUACUACGAGAAAGCCAUGUCCGAACAUCGUACGCCAGAGGUAAAAACUUCGCUGAGCGAAGUUGAGAGGAAAAUUAAGGAAUUAGAACGAAAGGCCUAUAUUGAUCCAGUUAAAGCCGAAGAGGAAAAGGAGAAGGGUAAUGAAUUGUUUAAAAAGGGAGAUUACAGCACUGCCGUUAAACAUUACACAGAAGCCAUCAGACGUAAUCCCGAUGAUCCCAAAUUGUACAGCAACAGAGCGGCUUGUUAUACCAAGUUGGCGGCCUUCGAUUUGGGCUUAGAAGACUGUGAAAUGUGUAUUAAAUUGGAUGACAAAUUCAUUAAGGGCUACAUACGCAAGGGUAAAAUUUUGCAGGGUAUGCAAAAGAACUCUAAAGCAUCGGCGGCAUUCCAAAAAGCCUUAGAAUUGGAUCCAAAUAAUGCUGAGGCCUUGGAAGGUUAUCGUGCCUGUGCCCUUAACUUGCAGCGCAAUCCCCAGGAGGUAUUGAAGAAUGCCAUGAAUGAUCCAGAGGUACAACAAAUCCUAAAAGAUCCUGCUAUGCGUUUGAUAUUGGAACAAAUGCAAAAUGAUCCUAAUGCUGUUAAAGAACAUUUACAAAAUCCUGCGAUAGCUGACAAGAUUAUGAAACUAAUGGAAUCUGGUGUUAUACAAAUUCAUUAAAAAAAAUCCAUUUACAAAAACAAGAAAAUAAAUUUCCAAAAAAAGGCACUUUGCUGAAAAAAUAUAAACAUAACAAUAAACUACUCCGUUAACUUUACACAACAAUUUUUCAAGACCAAUCAAACUAUGUAACUACAUAACUUAUUUAAUAAUUUUUGUUUCUAUGCUUUUUUUCAAAAUUAUGUUAACAAAAAUUGCUUCAAAUUAAUGUUUAUUAUUUUUCUAUAAUUUUUAUAAAAUUUUUAUAAGAUAAUUUUUAAGUAGUCUCUUACGAAUUCCAAUACAAUACAAAACAAAAACACAUUUACGAAAGUUA